Messenger RNA from Ahaetulla prasina, 3575 nucleotides. RefSeq names its product SID1 transmembrane family member 2 (gene SIDT2). The transcript is spliced from 28 exons. Bases 76 to 2673 code for a protein of 865 amino acids. The record is from RefSeq and is a predicted model, not a curated record. NCBI's taxonomy places the organism in Eukaryota, Metazoa, Chordata, Lepidosauria, Squamata, Colubridae. Gene Ontology annotation, cellular component: membrane.
GGCGGCCUCGGCGGCGCCGCCCAGACGAGCGGAGCGCCCGUCCCCGCGGCUGCUGGCCUCCGCCGCCCGCCGGCCAUGCUGAGGGCGCCGCUGCCGCUGCCGCUGCUGUUGCUGCCGCUGCUGCCCCUGCCCGGGGCCGCGGCCGGGCCGGCCGAGAAGCGCGUGGUGCAGAAGGAGGCGGCCUUCGAGCAGCUCUAUGGCGACGCCGUGAACGAGAAGCUGCUCAACAUCUACGCCUUCAACCACAGCGUCUCGCGCAACCGGACGGAAGGCGUCCGGGUGUCGGUGAACGUGCUCUCGUGGGAGAAGGAGAGGCCGGUGCUCUUCGUGGUGCGGCAGAAGGAGGCGGUGGUCUCCUUCCAAGUGCCCUUAAUCCUCCGGGGCCUGUUCCAGAGGAAGUAUCUCUACCAAGAUGUCAGCCGCACUUUGUGCCAGCCACCAACCAAGAGCGAAGUCGAGACACAGUUUUUCUUCGUGGACGUCUCCACCCUCUCGACCACCAACGCCUCUUACCAACUGCGCGUCUCCCGCGUGGAGAAUUUUGUACUCAGGACAGGGGAGCCCUUCACUUUCAACGCCACGGCAGCCCAGCCACAGUACUUCAAGUACGAGUUCCCAGAGGGGGUGGACUCUGCCAUCAUUAAAGUGACCUCAUCCACAGCCUUUCCUUGUUCAGUCAUUUCCGUCCAGGACAUUCUGUGUCCCGUCUACGACCUGGAUAACAACGUGGCUUUCAUUGGCACAUACCAGACCAUGACCAAGAAGGCAGCCAUCACAGUGCAGAAGAAGGAUUUCCCCAGCCACAGUUUCUAUGUGGUUGUGGUCGUGAAGACCGAAGAUGAAGCUUGUGGGGGACCUUUACAUUACUACCCUUUUUCCAAAGAUGAGCCUGUUGACCAAGGCAACCGCCAGAAAACCUUGGACGUCAUGGUGACCCCUGCUGUCAGUUCAGAGACCUAUGUGAACGGAAUCCUCUUCUGCCUGGGUGUCUUCUUGUCCUUCUACGUCCUGACGGUGCUCAUUGCCUGCUGGGAAAACUGGCGGCGGCAGAAGCGGAGGCAGAGGCAGCUCCAGCUCCUGAGUGCUGUGGACACACCCUGUUCUGAUGGGGGGGUGCGAGCUGCUCUCCUUGGGAACCCCCAGGACCCCCCGGAUUCCUUCCAGGGACACCCUCCUCUCGGCAGCCAGAGUUAUGGGUCCUUUGCAGACACCGGGUCAGCUGCCAGCAGCGAGAAUGUCACGGACAGCCUACUUUCCACGGAGGCCUCCUCCAAUUACGCUGGGCAGGAUAUGUGCCAGCAGCGGCAGAGACACUGGGCAGCCUUUGCAAUGGAUCGUUCCCUAGAGAACAUGGUGGGGCGCCCCCGGCUGGACUCGCUCAGCUCCGUGGAGGAGGACGAUUACGACACGCUGGCUGACAUUGAGUCAGACAAGAACGUCAUUCGCACCAAGAAGUUCCUGUGUGUGGCAGAUCUGGCCCGCAAAGAUAAGCGAGUAUUACGGAAGAAAUACCAGAUUUACUUUUGGAAUAUUGCCACCAUCGCUGUCUUCUACGCCUUGCCGGUCGUCCAGCUGGUGAUCACCUAUCAGACGGUGGUGAAUGUGACUGGGAACCAGGACAUCUGCUACUACAACUUCCUCUGCGCCCACCCUCUGAGCAACCUCAGCGCCUUCAACAACAUCCUGAGCAACCUGGGCUACGUCCUGCUGGGCCUGCUCUUCCUGCUCAUCAUCCUGCAGCGUGAGAUCGGCUACAACCGGGCCUUGAUGCGCAAUGACUUCCAGGCUGUGGAGUGUGGCAUUCCCAAACACUUCGGCCUCUUCUACGCCAUGGGCACUGCCCUCAUGAUGGAAGGUCUUCUGAGCGCCUGCUACCACGUGUGCCCCAACUACACCAACUUCCAGUUUGACACAUCAUUCAUGUACAUGAUUGCCGGGCUGUGCAUGUUGAAGCUAUACCAGAAGAGGCACCCGGACAUCAAUGCCAGCGCCUACAGUGCCUACGCCUGCCUGGCCGUCAUCAUCUUCUUCUCAGUCAUUGGGGUGGUCUUUGGCAAAGGCAACACGGCCUUCUGGAUCGUGUUCUCAGUCAUCCACAUCCUGUCCACGCUGCUGCUCAGCACCCAACUUUACUACAUGGGCCGUUGGAAACUGGAUUCUGGCACCUGGCGCCGCAUCUUCCAUGUGCUGUACACAGACUGCAUCCGACAGUGCAGCGGGCCCAUGUACAUGGAUCGGAUGGUGUUGCUGGUCAUGGGGAACCUCAUCAAUUGGUCUCUGGCGGCCUAUGGGCUGAUCAUGCGCCCCAACGACUUUGCCUCCUACCUGCUGGCCAUUGGGAUCUGCAACCUGCUGCUCUACUUUGCCUUCUACAUCAUCAUGAAGCUCCGGAGUGGUGAGCGUCUGCUGCCGGUCUCCCUGCUCUGCAUUGUCUGCACCUCUGUGGUGUGGGGCCUCGCCCUCUUCUUCUUCUUCCAGGGCCUGAGCACCUGGCAGAAAACGCCGGCCGAGUCCCGAGAGCACAACCGGGAGUGUGUCCUGCUGGCCUUCUUCGACGACCACGACGUCUGGCACUUUCUCUCCUCCAUCGCCAUGUUUGGCUCCUUCCUGGUCUUGCUGACACUGGAUGAUGACCUCGACUGCGUCCAGCGUGACAAGAUUUAUGUCUUCUGAGGAUGCCUGGAGACUCCUUGGAAGGGAUUGUUCACUGGACAGCUCUCCUGCUAGCGGGUGCUGGGGCCACAGCUGUGGGUUCCCCCCUCACCAGUGCAUCAAGAGAGAGUCUGCGGAAGGGGAAUGAGCCUCCCAAAGCUGAACCAGCAAGGGCGAUGGGUUCAAAUGCUGCCACGGUUGCCUCUCGGUCCCUUUCCCUUCCUUGGCCAACAGCAGAGAGAAAAGCCCCUCCUGUCGGGAUCCAGCACUGCCCACAACUCUGGGGAGAGGCUGCCAGCAGGACAGCUGGGCUCCCGUUCAGUGGGGCAGCCCUCGGAAACUGACUCUGCUCUCUUCCUUGGUGCCUGCAUUGGCCUCCAAAAGGGUCUCCCGCUGGGACGCGGCUGCCUUCUUUGCUGGACAGGGAGUAACGGCCACUCGGUCCCCCUCUGUCCACGGCUGCAGCUGCAGCAUUGUCCAGGCAGGGGGUGCCACCACCUCCUCCUCCGCCACCUCCUCAAGCCCUUGGGGUACCAUGGGGAGGAAGUGGGCCGGUGAGUCUCCUCCACGCAGGUUGGAGGGGCUGAAGGCCUGCGCAGCUGAGAGCACCUUCCUAGUUUUGGCCCCCAAGCAAGCCAGGCCCUGGUUUCCUGGCCCUAGGGGGUGGGGAGGGGGCUUCUGCAGAUAGUCACCAUGAUGCAAGGGGGAGGGGAUGGCAGGAGAAGAUCAGAAGAGCCAGUCCAGGAGGUGGAGGCCGAGUGCUCCUUUUUCCCCACUCAAGGAUCAGGCCUUCCCUCCACGUUUGUCCAUUCCUGGCUGAGACGGUUUUCCUUUGAAAUGGUUCUUGAUAUAAAACACUGUUAAAGAAAAUUGGCAUUUUGAUCACUACAGAUGCUACUGCUCAAUGCAAGCGAUAAAAUAUG